This is a messenger RNA of Larimichthys crocea (large yellow croaker), 534 nucleotides long. RefSeq names its product guanine nucleotide-binding protein G(I)/G(S)/G(O) subunit gamma-10-like. NCBI's taxonomy places the organism in Eukaryota, Metazoa, Chordata, Actinopteri, Sciaenidae. Bases 122 to 337 code for a protein of 71 amino acids. Gene Ontology annotation, cellular component: heterotrimeric G-protein complex. The transcript is spliced from 3 exons. Gene Ontology annotation, molecular function: G-protein beta-subunit binding. The record is from RefSeq and is a predicted model, not a curated record. Gene Ontology annotation, biological process: G protein-coupled receptor signaling pathway.
AGAGUGACCAGCGUCUUCCAGUCGGGUUCAGGGUUUAGAGCAGUUGGGGUUAAUUUCCGCCCUGUGGUGGCCGUUCAUAUCAAGUAGACCUCAACUUUUUUAUCCGCCGACAGCCGUCGUCAUGUCCAACAACAAUGCCAGCAACAACUUAAUUAUCGCUCAAAGGGCCGUGAAGCAGCUCCGGUUAGAGGCCAGUUUCCGAAGGAUCAAGGUGUCUCAGGCUGCUGCUGAGCUGAGAAACUUCUGUCUGCAAAAUGCCUCCAAGGACCCUCUCCUGGUCGGGGUCCCCUCCAGUGAUAAUCCCUUCAGACCCCCCAAGUCCUGCUCCCUCUUCUGAGCAGAAAACAGGAGGAGGAUUUAUCCGUCGAAGGCUUUCUACACUUCUACUUGAUGUCGCUGUGGAUUAAACCAGCAGCUCCUCUUGGGAUGAUGCAACAUGGGACUGAUGGGUUUAGGGGAAAGAACUUUUUCACUUGUUUGCCAAAACUAAUGGUAUCAUAACUCCUAUCUGUUACAUUAAAGCAGGGCCAACCU